UAAAAGUUUUUAUACUGUCUGUACAGCCAAACAAAACCUUAUCGUCACUUUUUUGUCAAAUUUCCCAAUUGCUAUAAAAAAUAAAAUAAAAUCUUUUAAACAAAACCUAACCCUACGACACCGUAUUCUAUCAAUUCUCCCUUAAUUGUCCACCGCCGAUUCCCAAUUAACUCCACCGCCGACCACUGUACACCGCCGUGCCUUUUCUCUCCGCCGUCCUCCGCCGAUCUCUUCUCCGGCGUUAUAUAUAUACACAUUGCCCAUUUCCUUUUACUUGCUAUUUUUACUGUGUGUGGGUCAACUUUCAUGCCCCAGAGUUAUUCCACGGGAUGAUUUCCACGGGAUGAUUGCCACCUCUUGCCAACAAUAGGAAAGUUAAGUUCGUCUUGUUUCAGAGAUAUGUCAUAAGCAGUGAUGGUGGACUACUAUGCAACUACUCCUGGACCAGUUGAGGAUGUUGUGUUGUAUGAUCAAGAUAAACAUGUAUCAUCUGCUGUUUGGGAGGGACAGGAGCGUGGUGCUCUUAGGUGCCAUGAACACACAUCAAAGCUCGAUCAGUGGAUGCUCACAGAGAAACAGGUUGAAUUGGUUAGAAAGGCUGGAUUUGGCUAUUUGAGAAUGAUACCGGCAAUCAGUUUGGAUAACCCACUCAUAUCUGCCCUAGUUGAGAGAUGGAGGAGAGAAACAAACACGUUCCAUUUCACCAUUGGGGAAAUGACUGUGACCCUUGAGGAUGUCGCCUACUUGCUUGGGCUACCAGUUGAUGGUGAAGCUGUUAUAGGUGUGACAUAUACUUCAUGUGAAGCAGUCUGUAUCAGAUUGUUAGGGAAAGCACCUGACUCUGGAUAUAUGAGUGGUGGGAUGGUAAAGCUAAGUUGGUUGAAAGAGAACUUCUCCCAUUGUCCGGAGGAUGCUUCCAUAGAGGAUAUUGAGCGUUGUACGCGUGCUUAUCUUCUUUACCUGGUUGGUAGCACCAUCUUUUCAACUACCACUGGUAACAAAGUACCUGUCAUGUACCUUCCACUGUUUGAAAAUUUUGAUGAAGCUGGCAAGUAUGCUUGGGGUGCUGCAGCCUUAUCCUUCUUGUACAGAGCGCUUGGCAAUGCUUCCCUUAGGUCCCAAAGCACAAUUAGUGGCUGUUUGACACUUUUACAGUGCUGGAGUUACUACCACCUAAAUAUAGGUCGGCCAAAGCUUAAUCAUGAUCCAAUCCAUGAGUGUUUCCCAUUUGUGCUUAGGUGGAAAGGUAAACAAAGCAGUCCAACCUCAAACCGUGAUGUGGCAUUCUACCGAAAAUCAUUGGACUCUAUGAAGCCAAUUGAUGUUGACUGGUGUCCUUACUCAAACAUUAGUCAUACCGUCAUACCAGAAUAUAUAUUGCGCAGUCUCAUUCUGGGGAGAUCAAAGACCAUGUUGGUAUGUUAUGAUAAGGCAGAAAGACACCUUCCAGAUCGUUGCCUACGGCAGUUUGGCAUGCAUCAGACAGUCCCUGAAGAGGUACAGAAGUGGGAGAGGAAGACUCGGGGAGUUGAUGGUGGUGUAGAUCUCUCAGCAAAAAUGGAAUCAGAGCUUAAUGAAUGGUCAAAUCGUCAUCUUUACAUUGUAGAGGCGGAGGAAGAUGUGGAGGAAAGUGAAUACAUGCAGUGGUAUUUGGGAAUUACAAGGAAGUUGGUUGGGAGGCCUGUACCUAUCUCAUCUGAGUUUCAACGAAUGAAUGCUGCACUGAGGGAGAUUGCCCAUAUAACAGACUCCCUUUCAACUCAUGGGAUGGAUGAUCAACAGUUACAAUCUGUCUCAAGAAUCCGAUAUAUUACGUAUGAAUGCCUGAAGGAUCAGGUUGCAAGUCCAGUAGUUGUUGCAGCAAAUUCACAAAGUGAGGCCGGAAAGAGAGUACGUGGAAAGGAGAGAGUAAGAAGGAGAGGGGUGGGAAAACGUAAGCGUAAAGAGGAGGUAGAGCAAUAUUAUGCAGCAGGGAUACCCAUGCAAUCCCGGAUACCUGCUACAACUUUCGAUGUGGAUCCUUCUCACCUGUAUCACAUCAGCAAUGAGGUGGAUAAUUCUCAUUUGUGUAUUUCAGUAAGCGAAGAUGAUCAUGGUCGGAUAUCUCAUAUGGCUCAAAGUGUCGAUGACAUUGAUUUCUGCGAAGAUGCUAAGGAAAUCGAUGAAUCACACUUUCAUCAUCUAACCGGAGAAGAAGAUGGCCAUCUCUCUAGUGAAGUCGCGGAAGCUAAACCUCAUGCUUCAAUGAAUGUCGUCGUUCCUCAAGUUUCCCAUGAAGCUAGAGAGGAUGUUGCACAGCAGAACGAUUACGGGGUUCUUGUUUAGACCAGUAAAGAUGUGAUUUUUCAUUCUGUAAGUGGGAUGACAUUCUUUCUAAGAUCUAUAACCUAAGUUGUGCGGACUCUUCACUUUCAAUGCCGCACCCGUGUCAGAUUCUCCAAAAGUACACUAGCUUUGGCGAAUCCGACACACACCCGUUGACAUUUUUGAAGAGUCUGAGCAACAUGGUCUAUUAACUAUAGUUGGUCUGAUCAAGGUUUUGCUCAUUUUGAUAUUAUUUAGUUGCAAUCCAAGCUUCUCAUCUUUAGGCUUGUUGUAAUUAGUUAGCUAUAGACCUUUAUUGUGGCUUGCUCAAUUCCACCACCCCCCAAUACUUUGAAAGCACAAACAAGUAGUACUUGUGAAUGGUAAUAGUACAUCUUUAUCUUCUUCAA
Capsicum annuum is the source of this 2714-nucleotide messenger RNA. RefSeq names its product protein MAIN-LIKE 2. Gene Ontology annotation, biological process: meristem development; meristem maintenance. Bases 415 to 2325 code for a protein of 636 amino acids. The record is from RefSeq and is a predicted model, not a curated record. NCBI's taxonomy places the organism in Eukaryota, Viridiplantae, Streptophyta, Magnoliopsida, Solanales, Solanaceae. The transcript is spliced from 7 exons.